Messenger RNA from Physella acuta, 1396 nucleotides. RefSeq names its product RAB7A-interacting MON1-CCZ1 complex subunit 1. NCBI's taxonomy places the organism in Eukaryota, Metazoa, Mollusca, Gastropoda, Physidae. The record is from RefSeq and is a predicted model, not a curated record. Gene Ontology annotation, biological process: mitophagy.
UGGUAGGCGGUAUCUCUUCGUUUGAGAAAACAAUUUUUAAAAAAACAUGGCGGAAAGCAUAGACCUAGAAACGGUUAUGUCUGCUUUUUGCAGAAACAUAAUGUGUGAUCUUUACAUGAACAUCGACAGCAAUGAAAUGCAGCUUGCUGAGACUUUGUUUGAGAAAAAAUGUGCAAAAUCUAUCAGAGAUCUUAAUUCACAGAAAAAUGCUUCACAUUCAGAAACAUCAAUAUGCCAUUGUUUACAAACAGUUGCUCAGUUUAUUUUAGACCUAACUUACAUUGAGGAGUGCAAACUUGUGGAUACUGAAUUUCCUCCUGACUCAUUUCCUCGGGUCUCAUAUAUCUUGGAUACACUGAGUAGUAUUGAACAUCUUGCCAAAAAGGUUAUGCCUAACAAAGAGCCCAUUGAAGUCCUGCUUUCAGAAAUCAUUGAGUGCAUUAGAUGGCGGAAAGGAGCUUUGUUGUAUAUGUACUGUCACACCUUAAAUUCUCCAUCUCAGGCACCUAAUUUCCCCACACAUUAUCAGAAGUGCUUGGAAGAUGGUAUCGACCAGCUGAAGUGGAUGCUUUGUACCAGAUCUUCACCCAAGUGGCUGCUGGACCUCUCAAUGGAUGAUUCAGAGAAAGUUCCAGAUCUUGAAGAGGAUUCUGAUUUCCUUUCUUCUCAAGGGAUUCUCAGUGAUACCCACCUCCUAGCCUUGAUGUAUUGUGGUGAACUCUGCUAUUGGCACACUGAAGCUGUUAACAAAGGGCUUUUUACAACUGAUCAAACUACAGAUGAGAAGAUCCCUGAAGAAGUUAAACAAGGGGAAGACACUCUUUGUGCCAGUCCAAUUGAACCGAAUCAGAGGUUAUCUCCCAUUGAUGAUAACUCAGUGAAAGCAAACAAGGGAAGUGACUGCGAAUGUUCAGAUGCGAGUUCAGCAGUGAAUGAAAUAGAAAAAAGACAGUCAGACUCUUUAGAAUGUUGCAAUGUGACCAGUGAUAUUAAGAAAGUUGGACAGGCUUGCAUGGAGAUGUACAUAACAGUUGCCAAUGGGCCGAUGGCGCCUGGGGGAUGGAGCACGGAGAGAGCAGAAGAAAUUUUACAGUUUUUUACUGCAGGUAAACCUGGGAGUUAGCUGCCCCUGCUGAUCUUGUUGGUAGAAACAAACGGUUGUUGAAAUAUUUUUGUUUUAAAUUGAUUCCAGUUGUGUUUGUUUUUUUCAAUUGUGAUAUGGUCUGGCUAAAAUCAGGCUCUUUGAAAAUAAUUGUUUUAUUCAUUUUGUAGGAUUUAUUAUUAUAAGAUAUUAAUAUUAUCAUUACACAAUAUUGUAAGUGUAAGGUAUCAGCAAAAAAAAAAACUGCCCAAAUAAAAUUGCCACUUUAUAUUUAUUAAAACAGUAAUAAAUUUG